This is a messenger RNA of Nycticebus coucang (slow loris), 14135 nucleotides long. RefSeq names its product apolipoprotein B (gene APOB). Gene Ontology annotation, molecular function: low-density lipoprotein particle receptor binding; cholesterol transfer activity. Gene Ontology annotation, cellular component: low-density lipoprotein particle; mature chylomicron; very-low-density lipoprotein particle. Bases 111 to 13838 code for a protein of 4575 amino acids. Lineage: Eukaryota; Metazoa; Chordata; Mammalia; Primates; Lorisidae. The transcript has 29 exons. The record is from RefSeq and is a predicted model, not a curated record. Gene Ontology annotation, biological process: cholesterol homeostasis; lipoprotein transport; triglyceride mobilization.
UGCAUUCCCACCGGGCCUGCAGGACGAGCUCCGCCGGGUGCAGGUCCCCAGGAUUCGCCAACCCGAGGGCGCGAGGCCGAGGCCAGCCCGCCGCCCACCGCCGCUCGGCCAUGAGCCCGCCGAGGCCCGCGCUGCCGCCGCCGCCGGCGCUGCUGCUGCUGCUGCUGCUCCUGGCCGCGGGCGCCCGGGCUCAAGACGAAGUGCUGGAAAAUGUCAGCCCAGGCUGCUCAAAAGAUGCAACUCGAUUCAAGCACUUCCGGAAGUACAUAUACAACUAUGAGGCUGAGAGUUCCAGUGGAGUCCCUGGGACUGCCGAUUCAAGAAGCGCCACCAAGAUCAACUGCAAGGUUGAGCUGGAGGUUCCACAGCUCUGCAGCUUCAUCAUGAAGACCAGCCAGUGCACCCUGAAGGAGGUAUAUGGCUUCAACCCUGAGGGCAAGGCCUUGCUGAAGAAGACCAAGAACUCUGAGGACUUUGCUGCUGCCAUGUCCAAGUAUGAGCUCAGGCUGGUCGUUCCGGAAGGGGAGCAAGUUUUCCUUUACCCAGAGGAAGAUGAACCUAAGCACAUCCUGAACAUCAAGAGGGGCAUCAUUUCUGCCCUCCUGGUUCCCCCGGAGACAGAAGAGGACAAUCAAGUUGUGUUUCUGGACACCGUGUAUGGAAACUGUUCCACUCACCUUACUGUCAAGUCAAGGAAGGGAAACGUGGCAACUGAAAUAACCACAGACAGAAAGCUGGAGCAGUGUGACCGCUUCAAGCCCAUCAGGACCGGAGUCAGCCCACUUGCGCUCAUCCAAGGCCUGACCCGCCCCUUGUCGACUCUGAUCAGCAGCAGCCAGACCUGCCAGUACACGCUGGACUCCAGGCGGAAGCACGUGUCGGAAGCCGUCUGCAAGGAGCAGCACCUGUUCCUGCCAUUCUCCUACAAGAAUAAGUAUGGGAUGAUUGCACACAUAACGCAGACCCUGAAACUCGAAGACAUGCCUAAGAUCAACAGCCGCUUCUUUGGUGAAGGUGCCAUGAAGGUUGGUCUCGCCUUUGAGAGCACCAAGUCCACAUCCCUGCCAAAGCAGGCUGAGGCUGUCUUGAAGACCUUCCAGGAACUGAAAAGACUGUCUGCUUCUGAGAAGAAUGCCCAGAGAGCUAACCUCUUCAAUAAACUGGUUACUGAGCUGAGAGGCCUCAGCAGUGAGGCUAUCACAUCCCUCCUGCCACAGCUGAUCGAGGUGUCCAGCCCCAUCACUUUGCAAGCCUUGGUUCAGUGUGGACAGACUCAGUGUUACACUCACAUCCUCCAGUGGCUCAAACGUACGCAUGCCAACCCCCUCCUGAUAGAUGUUGUAACCUACCUGGUGGCCCUGAUCCCAGAGCCCUCGGCACAGAGGCUGCAGGAGAUCUUCAUCAUGGCCAGGGAGCAGCGGAGCCGGGCCUCUCUAUAUGCACUGAGCCAUGUGGUCAAGAGCUAUCAUGGGACACACCCCACAGAGACUCGGGACCUGCUGGAUAUCGCUGAUUAUCUUUUGGAACAGAUUCAAAAUGACUGCACUGGGGAUGAAGAUUACACCAAUUUGAUUCUGCGGGUCAUUGGAAAUAUGGGCCAGAUCAUGGAUCAGCUAGCUCCAACACUCAAGUCUUCAGUCCUGAAAUGUAUCCAAAGUACAAAGCCAUCUGUGCUGAUUCAGAAAGCUGCCAUCCAGGCCCUACGGAAAAUGGAACUUAAAGAUGAGGAGCAGGGGGUCCUCCUUCAGACUUUCCUCGAUGGCACUUCUCCAGGAGAUAAGCGAUUGGCUGCCUAUCUCAUGCUAAUGAGGACUCCUUCCCAGUCAGACAUCAAUAAAAUCACCCAGCUUCUACCCCAGGAACAGGAUGAGCAAGUGAAGAACUUUGUGGCUUCCCACAUUGCCAACAUCUUGAACUCAGAGGAAUUGUAUAUCCAAGAUCUGAAAAUGUUAGUGAAAGAAGCUCUGAAAGAAUCUCAACUUCCAACUCUCAUGGACUUCAGAAGAUUUUCCCGGAACUAUCAGCUUUCCAAGUCUGUCUCUCUUCCAUCACUUGAUUCAGCCUCAGCCAAAAUUGAAGGGAAUCUUAUAUUUGAUCCAAAUAAUUACCUUCCUAAAGAAAGCAUGCUGAAAACCACGCUCACUGUCUUUGGAUUUGCUUCAGCUGACCUCUUUGAGAUUGGCUUGGAGGGAAAAGGCUUUGAACCAACACUGGAAGCUCUUUUUGGGAAGCAAGGAUUUUUCCCAGACAGUGUCAACAAAGCUUUGUACUGGGUUAAUGGCCAAGUUCCAGAUCAUGUCUCCAGGGUCUUAAUGGACCACUUUGGCUACACCAAAGAUGAUAAACGUGAGCAGGACAUGUUUAAUGGAUUUAUGCUCAAUGUGGAGAAGCUGAUUAGAGAUCUAAAAUCUAAAGGAGUCCCAGAAGCCAGAGCCUACCUCCGCAUCUUGGGAGAGGAGCUUGGCUUCGUCAGGCUGCGUGACCUGCAGUACCUGGGAGGGCUGCUGCUGACCAGCACUCGCACUCUGCAGGGGAUCCCUCAGAUGAUUGGUGAGGCCAUAAACAAGGGUUCAAAGAAUGACUUUUUUCUUCACUAUAUCUUCAUGGACAACGCUUUUGAGCUCCCCACCGGAGUUGGAUUACAGCUACAGAUGUCUUCAUCUGGAGUCAUCACUCCUGGAGCCAAGGCUGGAGUGAAAUUGGAAGUAGCCAAUAUGCAGGCAGAGCUGGUGGCAAAACCCUCUGUGUCUGUGGAGUUUGUAACACAUAUGGGCAUGAUCAUUCCAGACUUUGCUAGAAGCGGGGUCCAAAUGAACACCAACUUCUUCCAUGAGUCAGGCCUGGAAGCUCGUGUUCUCCUCAAAGCUGGGCAGCUGAAGUUUAUUGUUCCUUCUCCAAAGAGGCCAGUCAAGCUGUUCAGUGCCAGCAACACAUUGAAUUUGGUCUCUACCACCAAAACAGAAGCCAUCCCACCUUUAAUUGAGAACAGGCAGUCCUGGUCAGCUUGCAAGCCCUUCUUCACUGGUCUGAAUUACUGCACCUUGGUCGCUUACUCCAAUGCCAGCUCCACAGACUCUGCCUCCUACUAUCCACUGACAGGGGACACCAGACUGGAGCUGGAGCUGCAACCCACAGGAGAGGUGGAGCAGUACUCAGUCAGUGCGACCUAUGAGCUCCAGAGAGAGGACACAGCCUUGGUGGACACCCUGAAGUUUGCGACUCAGACAGAAGGAGUGAAGCAGACUGAGGCUACCAUGACAUUCAGAUACAAUCGGCAGACUGUGACUUUGUCCAGCCAAGUCCAAAUUCCAGAUUUCAAUGUUGACCUUGGGACGAUACUCAGAGUUAAUGAUGAGUCUGCUGAGGACAAAAUGUCUUACAAGCUCACAUUGGACAUUCAGAACAAGAAAAUUACUGAGGUCGCGCUCAUGGGCCAUGUAAGUUGUGACAAAAAGGAAGAAGGCAAAAUCAAAGGUGUUAUUUCCAUACCCCGUUUGCAAGCAGAAGCCAGAAGUGAGAUCCUCACCUACUGGUCCCCCAGUAAACUGCUCCUCCAGAUGGACUCAUCUGCUACAGCUUAUGGCUCAACUGUUUCCAAGAGGGUGGCAUGGCGUUAUGAUCAAGAGAAGAUUGAAUUUGAAUGGAACACAGGCACCAACGUGGAUACUAAAAAAGUGGCUUCCAAUUUCCCUAUUAAUCUCCCUGAUUAUCCCAGAAGCUUGCAUAUGUAUGCCAAUAGUCUCUUGGAUCACAGAGUUCUUCAAACCAACAUGACUUUCCGGCACAUGGGUUCCAAGUUAAUAGUUGCAACAAACGCAUGGCUUCAGAAGGCAUCCGAGAGUCUUCCUUAUGCCCAGACUUUGCAAGAUCACCUCAAUGGCCUAAAGGAGUUGAACCUCCAACAGAUGGGAGUGCCAGACCUCCACAUCCCAGAAAACCUCUUCUUAAAAAGUGAUGGUCGGGUCAAGUAUACUUUGAACAAGAACAGUAUGAAAAUUGAGAUUCCUUUGCCUUUUGGUGGCAAAUCCUCCAAAGACCUAAAUAUACUAGAGACCGUUAGGACACCAGCCCUCCAGUUCAAACCCAUGGGAUUCCACCUGCCAGCUCGAGAGUUCCAAGUUCCUGCUUUCACCAUUCCCAAGUCGUAUCAACUGCCAGUGCCACUCUUGGGUGUUCUAGACCUCUCCACAAAUGUCUACAGCAACUUGUACAACUGGUCUGCUUCCUACACUGGUGGCAACACCAGUAGAGAACACUUCAGGCUUCAGGCUCGGUACCAUGUGAAGGCAGACUCUGCGAUUGACCUCCUUUCCUACAAUGUGCAAGGAUCUGGAGAAACAACGUACGACCACAGGAAUGCGUUCACGCUAUCAAGUGAUGGGGCCCUGCACCACAAAUUUCUAGAUUCAAACAUCAAAUUCAGUCAUGUAGAAAAGGUUGGAAACAGCCCAGUCUCAAAAAGUUUACUGAUAUUUGAUGCGUCUAGUGCCUGGGGACCAGAGAUGUCUGCUUCAGUCCAUGUGGACUCAAAAAAGAAACAGCAUUUGUAUGUCAAGGAAGUCAAGGUCGAUGGGCAGUUCAGAGUCUCUUCAUUCCAUGCUAAAGGGACAUACGACCUGUCCUGUCAGAGGGAUCCUAUCACUGGCCAGUUAAGUGGAGAGUCCAAUCUGAGGUUUAACUCCUCCUAUCUCCAGGGCACCAACCAGAUGACAGGAAGAUAUGAAGACGGCACCCUCUCCCUUACCUCCACCUCUGACCUCCAAGGGGGCCUCAUUAAAAAUACUGCUUCUCUGAAGUAUGAGAACUAUGAGCUGACCCUGAAAUCUGACACCAAUGGGAAGUCAGAGAACUUUGCCACUUCUAACAAGAUGGACCUGACCCUCUCCAGGCAAAACGCACUGCUGCGUUCUGAGUAUCAGGCUGACUAUGGGUCACUGAGAUUCUUCACCCUGCUUUCUGGAUCGCUAAAUUCCCACAGUCUUGAAUUAAAUGCUGACAUCCUGGGCACUGACAAAAUUAACAGUGCUGCUCACAAGGCAACACUAAGGAUUGCCCAGGGUAAAGUGUCUACCAGUGCAACGACCAACUUGAAAUACAGUCCCCUGGUGCUGGAGAAUGAGCUGAAUGCAGAGCUGGGCCUGUCUGGGGCAUCCAUGAAAUUGACAGCGAAUGGCCGCUUCCGGGAAAACAGUGCAAAAUUCAGUCUAGAUGGAAAAGCCGCCCUCACAGAGGUGUCACUGGGAAGUGCUUAUCAGGCCAUGAUUUGGGGUGUUGACAGCAAAAACAUUUUCAUCUUCAAACUCAGCCCAGAAGGACUUAAGCUCUCAAAUGACCUGAUGAGCUCAUACGGUGAGAUGAGACUUGACCACACAAACAGUCUAAACAUCGCAGGCUUAUCACUGGACUUCUCUUCAAAACUGGACAACGUUUAUAGCUCUGAUGAGUACUAUAAGCAAAAUUUUAACUUACAGCUACAGCCCUAUUCUCUGGUAACUACUUUAAACAGUGACCUGAAAUACAGUGCUCUGGAUCUGACCAACACUGGGAAAGUGCGACUAGAACCUCUGAAGCUGAAUGUGGGUGGCAACCUAAAAGGAGCCUAUCAAAAUAAUGAAAUAAAACACAUUUACAGCAUUUCUUAUGCUGCCUUAUCCGCAACCUAUAAAGCAGACACGGUUGCUAAGGUUCAGGGUACAGAGUUUAGCCACCGGCUCAGCACAGACAUUGCGGGGCUGGCUUCAGCCAUUGACAUCAGUACUAACUAUAAUUCAGACUCACUGCAUUUCAGCAAUGUCUUCCACUCUGUAAUGGCCCCGUUUACCAUGGGCAUUGACACACAUACAAACUGCAAUGGGAAACUGGCUCUCUGGGGAGAACACACAGGGCAGCUGUAUAGCAAAUUCCUGUUGAAAGCAGAACCUCUGGCCCUUACUUUCUCUCAUGAUUACAAAGGAUCCACAAGUCACCAUCUCAAGUCUAGGAAAAGCAUCAAUAUGGCCCUGGAGCACAAAGUCAGUGCCCUGCUGACUCCAGCGGAGCAGACGGGAUCCUGGAAACUCAAGACUCAAUUUAACAACAAUGAAUACAGCCAGGACUUGGAGGCUUACAACACGAAAGACAAAAUCGGUGUGGAGCUCAGUGGACAUGCCCUGGCUGACCUGACUCUACUAGACUACCCAAUUAAAGUGCCACUUGUUCUCAGUGAGCCGGUCAAUGUCAUUGAUGCUUUGCAGAUGAAAGAUGCUGUUGACAAGCCCCAAGAAUUUACAUUUGUUGCUUUGGUAAAGUAUGAUAAAAACCAAGACGUCCACACCAUCAGCCUUCCAUUUUUUAAAACCCUGCCAGAAUAUUUUGAGAGGAAUCGAAAAAUGAUUAUAACUGCACUGGAAGUCGUACAGAAAGAACUGAAGCGUGUUAAUAUUGAUCAAUUUGUGGGGAAAUACAGAGCAGCUCUGGGCAAGCUCCCACAGCAAGUUAAUGAUUAUCUCAAUUCAUUGGAUUGGGAGAGACAAGUUUCAAAUGCCAACAAGAAGCUGACUGCUUUUACAAAAAAUUAUAGAAUUACAGAAAAUGAUCUACAAAUUGCAUUGGAUAAUGCCAAAAUCAGCUUUAAUGAAAAACUAUCUCAACUGCAGACAUAUGUGAUACAAUUUGAUCAGUAUAUUAAAGAUAAUUAUGACUUACAUGAUUUUAAAAUAACUGUUGCUAAGAUGAUUGAUCGAAUCAUUGAAAAAUUAAAAAGUCUUGAUGAACAUUAUCACAUCUGUGUAAGUUUAGUAAAAACCAUCCAUAAUCUAAACUCAUUUAUUGAAAAUAUUGAUUUCAAUACAAUUGGAAGUAGUACUGCAUCUUGGAUUCAAAAUGUGGAUACUAAGUAUCAAAUCAGAAUUCAGUUACAAGAAAAAUUGCAGCAACUGGAGGCACAUAUUCAGAAUACAGACCUCCAGCACUUUGCUGGGAAAUUAAAACAACAGGUUGAGGAUACUGACAUCACAGUGCUUUUAGAUCAAUUAAGAACUACCAUGACAUUUGCAAGAAUAAGUGAUAUUCUUGAGCAUAUCAAAUACUUUGUUUUAAGUCUUAUUGGAGAUUUUGACAUACGUGAGAAAAUCAAUGGUUUUAGAGCCACUGUCUACAACUUAAUUAACAUAUAUGGAAUAGACCAAAAAAUCCAGGGUUUAAUGGAUAAAUUAGUCCAGCUGGCCCACCAAUACAAGUUAAAAGAGACUGUUCAGAAGCUAAGCAAUGUCCUACAACAAAUUGAGAUAAAAGAUUACUUGGAGAAAUUGGUUGGGCUCAUUGAUGAGGCUGUCCAGAAGCUUGAUGCACUGUCUUUUAAAAAAUUCAUGGAAGAGGUAAACAGAGUCCUUGACAUGUUGAUAAAGAAAUUAAAGUCAUUUAAUUACCACCAGUUUGUAGAUGAAACCAAUAACAAAGUCCGGGAGGUGACUCAGAGAAUCAAUGGUAAAAUUCAGGCUCUGGAACUACCACAGAAAGCUGAAGCACUAAAACUAUUUGUAGAGGACUCCAAGACCCUGGCCUCAGAGUAUUUGGAGAGUUUAAAGGAUAUCAAAAUAUUCUCAAUCAGUGAUUGGUUACAGGUUGCUUUAGAUUUAGCACCUCUAGUUCACAUGAAAGCCAAAUUCCGAGAGACCCUAGAAGAUGUACGAGACAGAAUGUACCACAUGGACAUUCAGCAGGAACUUGAGCGGUACCUGUCUCUGGUAGGCCAGGUCUACAACACACUUGUCACCUACCUUUCUGACUGGUGGACUCUUGCUGCUAAGAACCUUACUGAAUUUGCAGAGCAGUAUUCCAUCCCAGAUUGGGCUGAGAGCGUGAAAGCAUUGGUAGAACAAGGGUUCACUGUCCCUGAAAUCCAGACUGUCUUUGGCAUCAUGCCCGCCUUUGACGUCAGUCUUCGGGCCCUUCAGGAAGCUACCUUCCAGACUCCUGACUUCGUAGUCCCCCUGACAGAUCUGAGGAUUCAGUCAGUUCAAAUAAACUUCAAAGAAUUGAAAGAUAUAAAAAUCCCGUCCAGGUUUGUCACACCAGAAUUUACCAUCCUCAGUACCUUUCAUAUUCCUUCCUUUACCAUUGACUUAGUAGAAAUAAAGGUAAGGAUCAUCAGAAUUAUUGACCAAAUGCUGAGCGGUGAGCUUCAGUGGCCGGUUCCAGAAGUAUAUCUGAGGGAUCUGAAGGUGGAAGACAGUCCUCUUGCUAGAAUCACCCUACCAGACUUCCAUUUACCAGAAAUCACAAUUCCAGAAUUCCUAAUCCCAAAUCUCAACCAUAGUGAUUUUCAAGUUCCUGACCUUCACAUACCAGAAUUCCAGCUUCCCCAUCUCUCACACACAAUCAAAGUACCUACUUUUGGCAAGCUAUAUACUGUUUUGAAAAUCCAGUCUCCCAUUUUCACAUUGGAUGCCAACGCUGACAUACAGAAUGCAACUGCUUCUUCAGAAAACAAAGCUGAUAUUGCAGCUUCCAUUGCUGCCAAAGGAGAAUCCAAAUUAGAAGUUCUCAAUUUUGAUUUUCAAGCAAAUGCACAACUCUCGAGGCCUAAGAUGAAUCCACUGGUUCUGAAGGAAUCCAUGACGUUCUCCAGCAAGUAUCUGAGAACAGAACAUAGGAGUGAAAUGCUGUUUUCUGAAAAUGCUAUUGAGGGAAAAUCAGACAUAGUGGCAAAUUUACACACAGAAAAGAAUAUGCUGGAGCUUAAUAAUGGUGUGGUUGUCAAGAUAAACAAUCAGCUUACGCUGGAUAGCAACACUAAGUACUUCCACAAAUUGAACAUCCCCAAACUAGACUUCUCUAGUCAGGCUGAUCUACGCAAUGAAAUCAAGACAUUGUUGAAAGCUGGACACGUGGCAUGGACUUCUUCUGGAACAGGAUCGUGGAAAUGGGCCUGCCCCCAGUUCUCAGAUGAGGGAACACAUGAAUCACAAAUUAACUUCACUGUGAAAGAACUCACCACUUCCUUUGGAUUAUCCAAUAAGAUCAAUAGCAAACACCUAAGAGUAAACCAAAACUUGGUUUUUGAAUCUGGAUUUCUCCACUUUUCUAAAUUUGAAAUCCAGUCACAAGUUGAAUCCCAGCAGGUGGGCCGCAGUAUUCUAACUGCUCAAGGAAAAGCAUUGUUCAGGGAAGGGAAGGCAGAGGUAACCGGUAACCACGAUGCUCAUUUAAAUGGAAAAGUCAUUGGAACUUUGAAAAAUUCUCUUUCCAUUUCAGCCCAUUCAUUUGAGAUUGCUGCAACCGCAAACAAUGAAGGGAAUUUGAAAGUCAGUUUUCCAUUAAAGUUGACUGGGAAGAUAGACUUCUUGAAUAACUAUGCACUGUUUCUGAGUUCUAGUGUCCAGCAAGCAAGUUGGCAAGCAAGUGCCAGGUUCAAUCAGUAUAAGUACAAUCAAAACUUCUCUGCUGGAAACAACAAGAACAUCAUCGAGGCCCAUGUAGGAAUAAAUGGAGACGCUAACCUGGAUUUCUUAAACAUUCCUUUAACAAUUCCAGAAAUGACAUUACCUUACACAACAAUCACAACUCCACUACUGAAAGAUUUCUCCUUAUGGGAAAAAACAGGCUUGAAGGAACUCUUGAAAACAACCAAGCAAUCAUUUGAUUUAAGUGCAAAGGCUCAGUAUAAGAAAAACAAAGACCAGCAUUCCAUUGCAAAUCCCUUGUGUGUGUUUUAUGAAUUUGUCCAUCAGAACAUGAAUUCCAUUGACAGUCAUUUUGAGAAAGCCAGGGACAAUGCAUUCAGUUUUCUCACCAAAUCCUAUCAAGAAGCAAAACUUAAGUUUGAUAAAUACAAAGCUGAAGAAUCUUCCAACAACCUACCCAUGACCUUUCAAAUUCCUGGAUACACUAUUCCAGUUAUCAAUAUUGAAGUGUCUCCAUUCAUAGUAGAGAUGCUGACAUUUGGCUAUGUGAUUCCAAAAGCAAUCAGCACCCCUAAUUUUACCCUCCCGAGUUCUGACCUCCAUGUGCCUUCAAACACAUUAGUCCUUCCAUCCCUGGAGCUGCCAGUCCUUCAUGUCCCUAAGCAUCUUCUCAAGAUUUCUCUUCCAGAUUUUAAGGAAUUGUGCAGCGUAAGCAAUAUUUUUAUUCCAGCCAUGGGCAAUAUUACCUAUGAUUUCUCCUUUAAAUCAACUGUCAUCACACUGAACACCAAUGCUGGACUUUACAAUCAAUCCGAUAUUGUUGCUCAUCUCCUUUCUUCCUCUUCAUCUGUCAUUGAUGCUCUGCAGUACAAAUUAGAGGGCACCUCAAGUUUGACAAGAAAACGAGGGUUGAAGUUAGCCAUGGCUCUGUCUCUGAGUAACAAAUACGUGGAAGGCAAUCAUGACAGUACCAUUAGCUUAACCAAGAAAAACAUGGAAGCAUCAGUAACAACAACUGCAAAAGCCCAAAUUCCAAUUUUGAGAAUGAAUUUCACACAAGUACUUAAUGGAAAUACCAAGUCAAAACCUACUGUCUCUUCCUCCAUUGAGUUAAAGUAUGAUUUCAAUUCCCCAAAGCUGUACUCUACAGCUAAGGGAGCAGUUGACCACAAGUUUAGCUUGGAAAGCCUCACCUCUUACUUUUCCAUAGAGUCAUCUACCAUAGGAGAUGUCAAGGGUUCAGUCCUUUCACGGGAAUAUUCAGGAACUAUUGCCAGUGAGACCAGCACUUACUUGAAUUCCAAGGGCACACGGUCUUUAGUAAAGUUGCAAGGGGCUUCCAAAGUUGAUGAUAUCUGGAAAUUGGAAGUAAAAGAAAAUUUUGCUGGUGAAGCCACUCUCCAACGCAUAUAUGCCAUCUGGGAGCACAAUACAAAAAACCACAUACAGCUAGAGGGCCUCUAUUCCACAGAUGGAGAACAUACAAGCAAGGCUACCCUGGAACUUUCCCCAUGGAAAAUGUCAGCCCUUGUUCAGGUCCAUGCAAGUCAGCCCAAUUCCCUCCUUAACAUCCCUUACCUUAGCCAAGAAGUGUCCCUGAAUGCCAACACUAAGAACCAGAAGGUCAGCUGGAAAAGUGAGGUCCAGAUUCAUUCUGGGUCUCUCCAGAACUAUGUAGAGCUUUCCAAUGACCAAGAAAAGGCACACCUUGAUAUUACAGGAUCCUUAGAAGGACAUCUAAGUUUCCUGAAAUAUAUCAUGCUACCAAUUUAUGAAAAGAGCUUAUGGGACAUUCUAAAGCUGGAUGUAACAACCAGCACUAGCAGGAGACAGUAUCUUCGUGCUUCAACUGACCUUGUGUACACCAAAAACCCCAAUGGCUAUCCUUUCUCAGUCCCUGUAAAAGUUUUGGAUAAUGAAUUCAUUGUCCCUGGGCUGAAACUAAACGAUCUAAAUUCAGUUCUUGUCACACCUACGUUCCAAGUCCCAUUUACAGACCUUCAGGUUCCAUCCUACAAACUUGACUUCAGUGAAAUAAAAAUCUAUAAGAAGCUGAGAACUUCGCCAUUUGCCCUCAACCUACCAACACUACCCAAAGUAAAAUUCCCUGAAGUAGAUGUGUUAACAAAAUAUUCUCAACCAGAAGAUUCCUCAGUUCCUUUUUUUGACAUAACUGUGCCUGAAUUUCAGUUAACUGUGUCCCCAUUCACCCUUCCAAAAAGUAUUUCAGUUGGCAAUGCUGUUUUGGAUCUAAAUGAGGUGGCCAACAAGAUUGCAGACUUUGAGUUGCCUACCAUCAUCGUGCCUGAGCAGACUAUUGAGAUUCCUUCCUUUAAGUUCUCUGUACCUACAGGAAUUUUCAUUCCUUCCUUUGGAGCACUAACUGCACACUUUGGGGUGGCCUCUCCCUUAUAUAAUGCUACUUGGAGCACUGGUUUGAAAAACAAAGCUGAUCAUGUUGAAACAUUCCUGGAAUCCACAUGUAGCUCCACCAUACAGUUCUUGGAAUAUGACCUAAAUGUUGUGGGAACACACAAACUUGAAAAUGGUUCAUUAGUCCGUAAGACCAAAGGAACAUUUGCACACCGUGACUUCAGUGCAAAAUACGAAGAAAAUGGCAAAUAUAAAGGACUUGAGAGCUGGGAAGAAGAUGCUCGCCUUGACAUCACCAGCCCAGCAUUCACUGAUCUCCAUCUGCACUACCAACAAGAUGAGAAUUCCUUCUCCUCCUCAGCGUCCUCCCCAGCCAUAGGCACUGUGGACAUGAACUUGGAGGAAGAUGAUGAAUUUUUAAAGUGGAACUUGUACUACCGCCCUCAGUCCUCUCCAGAUAAAAAAUUCACCAUAUUCAAAACUGAGUUCAGGGACCAGGAAUCUGAUGAGGAUUUUCAGAUCAAAGUUAAUUGGGAAGAAGAGGCAGCUUCUAGAUUGCUAACCUCUCUGAAGGACAAUGUGCCCAAGGCCACAGAGGCCCUUUAUGACUAUGUUGACAAGUACCACCGGGAGCACACAGGACUCACCCUGAGAGAUGCUUCUUCAAAAGUAAGGAGAAGUCUGCAAAACAAUGCUGACUGGGCCUAUCAAGGGGCCGUGAGGCAAAUUGAUAUGAUAGACAUGCAGCUCCGGAGAGAAGCCAGUAACACUAUUGGAAGCUACCAGGAAUGGAAGGGAAAGGCCCAGACUUUGUACCAGGAAUUGUUGGGUCAAGAGGACCGAGACAAUUUCCAGAGACUCAAGGAUAAGGUGUUUGACAGUUUAGUACAAAUUACUCAAAAAUACCGUGUGACAGUCCAAUAUCUGAUUGACUCAUUCAUUCAUUUCCUAAAGUCCAGCAGAUUCCAGCUCCCAGGGAAACCCGAGAUGUACACUAGAGAUGAACUCUUCACUAUGGCCAUGAGGGAAGUAGUGGCGGUACUGUCCCAGGUACAUGCAAAUAUCUAUAAUGGGUUAGAAGUGUUGUUUGUCUAUUUUCAAGACCUAGUGGAGAAUUCUGAAUUAAUCAAAGACCUAGAGAUUAUAUGUCCUUUUGAUUCAAAGAGCUAUAAACUAACAGAUAUAAUCCUGAGGUGUAGAGAAUUGUUAAAAUCUUUAUCACAAGAAGUCCAAAAGCUAUUUAAUGACCUCCAGUCUGUCAAGAUCACAGAAAUGCUAGUUAAUCUUCACGAUAUUUUACAAAAAGUUUUCCAAGAAGUAGAAAGAGAAAUCAAACGCUUAAAGAGGAAGAAAUUUACUGAUCUCACUAAUGAUAUUCAACACGACAUCAACAGAGUCUUCAACAAACAUAUUCCAUAUGUUUUUGCAUCCCUGAAAAAAAGCCUAUACUUUAACCUUAGUAAGUUCAAUGAACUUGUUCAAAACAAACUUCAGGAAGCGUCUCAGGAGUUACAGCAGAUCCAGAAGCAUAUAAAGGCUCUUCGUGAAGAAUAUUUGGAUCCAAGUGUAGUCGGCUGGACAGUGAAAUAUUAUGAACUUGAAGAAAAGAUAGUUAACCUGAUCAAGAACCUAGUACUUGCUCUCAAGGAUUUCCAUUCCAAAUACACCAUUGGUGCUGCUGAUUUCAUUUCCCAGCUGUCAAGUCGAGUUGAGCAAUGUAUGUAUGGAGAGAUCCAGGAAUAUCUUAGCAUCCUUACUGAUACAGAUGGAAAAGGGAAAGAGAAGAUUGCAGAGCUUUCUGCUACUGCUCAGGAAAUAAUUAAAAGCCGGGCUAUUACCAUGAAGAAAAUCAUUUUUGAUUACUACCAGCAGUUUAGAUAUAAACUGCAGGAUUUUUCAGACCAACUUUGUGAUUACUAUGAAAAAUUCAUUGCUGAGUCCAAAAGAUUGAUUGACCUGUCCAUUCAAAACUACCACAUGUUUCUAAGAUACAUCACUGAGUUACUGAAAAAGCUGCAAUCAACCACAGCCAUGAGCCCCUACGUGAAGUUUGCACCAGGAGAACUUAUUAUCACCAUCUAAUUUUUUAAAAGCAAUCCCCACUUAUUCUUCUGUUCACAUUAAACCUUCAUAGGGCAAGGAAAAUAUUUCAAGCUGUAUAUAUUGAUAAAACCGUAUUUUGAGCCCGCCCUGUGACAGGCAGCUGGCCACCAGCAGAAGCACAUCUGAACUGAACCUGCACUCAAGCUGGCAUAGGGGCUCGGGCAGUCUGUGCACUCAGGGGGGAUGAUACUUUCUGUAAGUUAAAGAAAAUCAGGCUCUUAGUUAUUUUGCUAAACUUGUGGGGAGGGGAAACAAAUAAAUGGAGUCUUUAUUGUA